Nezara viridula (southern green stink bug) is the source of this 720-nucleotide messenger RNA. NCBI's taxonomy places the organism in Eukaryota, Metazoa, Arthropoda, Insecta, Hemiptera, Pentatomidae. The record is from the annotation of a GenBank genome assembly.
AUGCAGGUAGGUACACUUGGUGCAGUCCUACAUUUACUAGGGCGUCGUGUACCGAACUUCAAUAAAGUCGAUAUGUAUAAAGAGGAACUAGAUAAAUUUUAUGGAGGGCAGUUGACUGUACUGCAAUUAAAUGGACUGCGCUGGAUCUCGCGGUACACCCGCCAUCAAGAUUCACUAACACCUCUUCAACGAGAAAAAAACAUAGCGAGUAGAUGUGGUAUUCAGAAUUCGGCUACUACUGCAGCGGUGUUAAAAGCAUUAUUGAAGGAAGACUACGAUGCACUGUUCAAAAUCCACCGUUUAGUAAAUCUGGACUACUUCAAUUAUCCCCGCAUGGCGUCCUAUCUGAAAGAUGACCACAUAUUUUAGGAAUCUGUCGUAGAAAAAAUGUUGACCAUCCUGGCCUAUUGUGUGGCUAUAGGAUCACUGUCUACAAAAGCACCAUUCAUAGCCGCACUUUGCGGUCUCGAGGAUGACCUCAUUUGUGGAACCUACAUCAAAGCUCUGCUUUCAUCUACCAAGUAUCUCCUCGCACAGGAAGAGGAUAGGGGCCUAUUAUUAACUAUUAUUAAGUUACUUUCAUGUAUUGCUGAAUGUUUAUGUGCAUAUAAAUAUGUAGCUUAUUGAUGGAUAGUGUUUUAUGUUUGUAUUUGUUUAUUUUUUAGGACUGUAUAUCAUUAAUCGAUGUAUUGGAUGUAAAGCUUUUUUUUCUGUUAUUUU